AUGGUUCUGCCGCCAUCUCCCCGUCCAUUUCAAUCAGCGGUUCAGCGUCGUUGCUCCAUUCGCGGUGCUGCUGUUGCUUCUGUGAAAUCUAAUACUGAUGCUAUGGGAUUUUACAUGAAUGAACUGAUCAUGCUCUGGUACGAAUGCUCGCUAGAAUGUGGAUUAGACACCAUUUCAGCUGGCCAAUCUCUGUUUCCGAACCAGACCAUAAUCUCCAAAGAGGGCAAGUUUGAGUUGGGCUUCUUUGAUCCUGCAGGUAACUCUACCAACUACUAUAUUGGGAUAUGGUACAAAAACAUACCUCUUCGAACAGUUGUUUGGGUCUUAAAUAGAGAUCUUCCUAUCCCACACUCCCUUUAUAACAACUCACAACUAGAAAUAGCCAAUGGUACUCUACUCCUUCGAAGUGGUCUCAACAUAUUUUUAUCAUUCAACCAAAAUUAUAAUGCCACUGAGGCAGUAAUUCUUGACACCGGCAAUUUCGUCUUAAGAAACGCCUCCGGCAUUUUGUGGCAGAGCUUUGAGCACCCGACGGAUACAUUGCUGCCGGGUGCAAAGCUCGGAUACCGUUGGUUUAGUGAUGUAAAUGUAAAACUUGUUUCUUGGAGGAAUCCAAACGACCCUGCUUCCGGAAGUUAUUCAUUCGGCAUGGGGCCUAAUGGAGGCAGUGAUCUUUCCAUUAGAAAAGGCACAGAAAAGUUGUGGAGCAGCGGGCCUUGGCAACGAGGGACUUUCCCGUUGCUCGACUUGAGAGAUCCCAACAAUUUUACGUACCUUGCACGCGAUGGCGAUGUAUACGUGACAUAUAAUAAUGAGUCUGUGCUAUCUAGGAUUGUGAUGGACUAUUUUGGUAUAAUGAUGCUGUUCCAGUGGUCGGAGGCAAGGCAGGCGUGGGAUCUGCUAAUCACGCAGCCUUAUCCCUGUCGAGCAUAUGCCAUGUGCGGGCUUAACGCAAUGUGUGCUACCAAUCAUGCACCAGCGUGUAGGUGUUUGGACGGGUUCAAACCACGAGUUGAGGGAGAGUGGGAUUCAUCCAAUUUUUCUAGUGGAUGUGUUAGAAGAAGACCGCUGCAUUGUACUGACAAAGUAGGAUAUAUCAAGGUAGCCACCAAUAGAUUUCCUUAA
Molecule: messenger RNA, 1125 nt
Organism: Salvia miltiorrhiza (redroot sage)
Lineage: Eukaryota; Viridiplantae; Streptophyta; Magnoliopsida; Lamiales; Lamiaceae
Product: G-type lectin S-receptor-like serine/threonine-protein kinase At2g19130
Exons: 3
Coding region: 1-1125 (374 amino acids)
Biological process (GO): recognition of pollen
Source: RefSeq, a predicted model, not a curated record